AUGACACGAUUAUCUAAAAGAAAGGUUCAUUUAUGGAAGUUCAGAGUACAAAAAAAAACUAAAAACCAGCACCAGAUAAAAGCUUUAAGAACUUACAGUAGCAGCGAUGAACCUAGUGACGUUGAGGAUAGUGAUGUAGAAAUAAGUAUUUUAGAAGAUGAAGAAGCGAAUAGCAUAAUUACAAGACUGUUGCUAGCAGUUUUAAUAAUCGGCCACUUGUGUAUAUUGGAAAUUCGGAAAGAACAAGAAGCUGCAGUUGGAACAUCUAAGUUAGAGUUAUUUUGGUUACCGAGAGUGGAUACAUAUAUGAGUGAUGGUGUGGAUAUGAAUGAUGAACCGAUUGGUUCAGAUAGUGACUCUGAAAAUGAUUUUGAGAUUGAGGCUAUAAGAGACCAUAAUAUAAUGUCUUCUGAAAUCUUGAACAGUAAAAUUGAACAAUUGAAAGAAGAAAUCAAAAGCGAUAAAUAUAGUGAGGUUGAGAAGGCUUGCCUCUAUACAAUGCUGUCUUAUUUACAUCUUGUGGAACAUGGCCGACAAAGAGUUGAAGCAAGCAUCAUUGUAGCGGAAGCAGCUAGAAAAGGUGCUUAUCAUGCCCGAUGUAUACGUUCAUGGACAAUAAAUUAUAUUUUAAAUAGAACAAUUCUGAUUUCAAGACAGGGCAAACAUCCCAAAACCUGGAGUUUCUUAUGGGACGAUGACAUUUUGAUACAGAUUAAAUCCUUUCUCCGAUCAAACAAGUGGUGUGUUAAUGCAAAUGAAUUGGCAAAACACGUAAAUGAGAAAAUACUUCCAGGCCUUUGUUUUGAUCUAUCACUAAUGAUAUAUGUAAGAACAGCUAAAAAGUGGCUAAAAACAUUUGGGUUUGAAUAUUCAGAGGUUAGAAAAGAGAUGUAUAUGGAUAGACACGAGCGUGCAGAUGUAGUAGCUUAUCAUGAAAAAUUUUUAAAAAAAAUAGAGAAAUAUGAAAUGCAUAUGAUAAUUUUCUCUGGUGAAAAUAUGGAAGAGGAAAUUAGACCAGCUACUCAUGAUAUUAUAAUAUUAGUAACAUACGAUGAGAAGUCUGUUCAUAUAAGUGAAUUUCUUACUGAUGUUGGUGGAUGUUUAACAUUAAGUGAAGAAAACAAGAAUUAUAAAGAUUCUAAAUUGCCAAAAAGCUUAAAGGAAGUUUUGCGUGAAAGAGGAUUGUGGCAUGAUAGAAUGAAGUUGGUAUACAAAGGAGGAU
Dentiscutata heterogama is the source of this 1222-nucleotide messenger RNA. The record is from the annotation of a GenBank genome assembly. Lineage: Eukaryota; Fungi; Glomeromycota; Glomeromycetes; Diversisporales; Gigasporaceae.